Fukomys damarensis (Damara mole-rat) is the source of this 1682-nucleotide messenger RNA. It is a transcript of the gene Ppp1r17, whose product is annotated as protein phosphatase 1 regulatory subunit 17. Gene Ontology annotation, molecular function: protein phosphatase inhibitor activity. Gene Ontology annotation, biological process: regulation of phosphatase activity. The record is from RefSeq and is a predicted model, not a curated record. Bases 137 to 604 code for a protein of 155 amino acids. Lineage: Eukaryota; Metazoa; Chordata; Mammalia; Rodentia; Bathyergidae. The transcript is spliced from 5 exons.
AUCAACCCAGCCUCUCCAAGCAACCUCUGCCUCGUCUCUGGCCCAUCGCACUGUCUGCGCCGAUUGGCACACUUAGGGACUGUCUCUUGUACUUUGGUGGUGCUGGAGAAGGAAUACACACACGCUCUCUCUUUUGAUGAUGUCUACUGAGCAAAUGCAGCCCCUGGAGCUGUCAGAAGACAGACUGGACAAGCUAGACCCUCACUGCAGCCACUUGGAUGACCUUCCAGAUCAGUUCAUUAAGGGCUGUGAUCUCAAAAAGAAGCCACGAAAGGGAAAAAAUAUGCAGACCACACUUACUGUGGAGUCAGACCAGAAGAAACCAAGGAGGAAAGACACACCUGCACUGCACAUCCCACCUUUUAUCCCAGGUGUGAUUUCAGAACAUUUAAUUAAAAGAUAUGAUAUUCAAGAGAGACAUCCAAAGAGCAAAAUGAGCCCAGCUCUUCACAACACUGACCUGGAACAGAAAAGGCCAAGGAGAAAAGACACACCUGCCCUGCACGUGCCCCCCUUCGCAGCAGAUGUAACACUGCUCCAGGACGAAAGACCCAAAGUGAUCAUGGAAGAUGAUGAAAAGGAUGGUGACAAGAAAGCUAUUUAAAGACAUCGCCCCUGAGAUUACUUGUAAAUAGGUUAGAUUGGUUCCCUAUGGUGACCUAGAGAAAAAAUAGACUUGUUUCUGCUCUGAUUUUGUCUUAGUCUGACUCAGAUCUAGAUACCUCUUCCCCAGGAGACACAAUAUAUAAGAUUGCCAGUCGCCUCCUUGUCUUUUCUUUCUUUUUUUUCCUUGAGUGUGGUUUCUAGUCCCACUUUCUGAAUUCUUCAGUGCAAUGGAAAGGAAAUAGAUCAUUCCAAAGUAGCAGGUAAUAGGAAAGCUUUGGUAUUCACUUUUUAUUUUCUGCCUGUUCUGGAUCAAUUCAUGGAGCAAAGAACCUGGGAAGCAUUUACUCCUUUAUCUGCUGGGCAGAACUUAGCUUAACAUUAUCCAAACACCAGUCCAGGAGAUCCCCCUUGCCAGUUAAAGAGGAGAGAUCAUUUGUUUUCUAACUCACUGAUUGUUUUUGGAAAUCUGAUGUUUUAUUUCUCCUGGCUUAUCUUAAGAGUCCAUUCUGGUGAUAUCCCUAAAAUCUUUGUUGGAUUUAUAAACUGAGGGAGUCAACUCAGUCUAUCAUACCAUGACUGAAAAUACCAGAAUUCAGGAGGUUCACAGUAUCUUUUCAUAUUUACUUUUAUUUGUACAAACAACAGCUCUUAACCAUGUUACACUGACAUUUAUGAAUUGUAUCACAAAUGAAUCAUAACUAAUGACAGGUAAAAUACCAAUGUUUGUGAUUAAUUUAAUUCUUUUAAAAACUAAACUGAAGGCCAUUCUGAUACUUUUGGUAUCUGAUUUAUUGAGCCUCCAAUAAUCUCUCUUAGAAAUGAGGGGAAAGUGAAAUGUUACCUAAUGAGAAGGCAUCUGUAUUUAGUCCCUGUCCCAGCUUGCAAUCUGUGGGAGCCUGGGGUGGGGGUGGGGGUUUGUAUGUAGACCUUAUCCAUCAGGUAGUAGAUAGGAAGAAAGGUGAGAACUAUCAUGGAAAGGAAGAAAAGCAGAUGUUCAAAUCAUCAUACUGAAGAGUGAUAAUAUGCAACUUAUCUCUCUAUGCCCUGGUUCUGAUCUUUUAUUAAUCCCUUUGUGA